Messenger RNA from Alosa sapidissima (American shad), 453 nucleotides. Its product is annotated as fucolectin-6-like. Bases 1 to 453 code for a protein of 150 amino acids. Lineage: Eukaryota; Metazoa; Chordata; Actinopteri; Clupeiformes; Clupeidae. The record is from RefSeq and is a predicted model, not a curated record. The transcript has 3 exons.
AUGGCUAAAAAUUUGGCAUUGUAUGGAAAGGCCACACAAUCAGACCUAAUUGAAAACCCAUGGUCAGCGCACAGUGAUGCCCACAAUGCCAUAGAUGGAAAUCGUGACCCACAUUUUUUUCAUGGAUCCUGCACUGCUACUGAUAGACAAUCGUAUCCCUGGUGGAGGGUUGAUCUUUUGAGCCCGUACAUAAUCACCUCUGUCGUCAUCACCAACAGAGGAGACAUCUGGCCUGAGAGACUCAAUGGAGCUGAGAUUCGUAUCGGCAACUCCCUGCUGGAAAAUGGCAAUAACAAUCCAUUGUGUGCAGUGAUCUCCUCUAUUCCUGCUAGGUUCUCUGAGACCUUUGAGUGUCAUGGGAUGGAGGGACGCUAUGUUACCGUGGUGAUUCCUAGACGUGCAGAGUAUCUAACACUCUGUGAAGUGGAGGUAUAUGGAUCACCACUGGAUUAA